This is a messenger RNA of Rhinichthys klamathensis goyatoka, 1997 nucleotides long. RefSeq names its product matrix metallopeptidase 25b (gene mmp25b). Bases 145 to 1878 code for a protein of 577 amino acids. Lineage: Eukaryota; Metazoa; Chordata; Actinopteri; Cypriniformes; Leuciscidae. Gene Ontology annotation, biological process: collagen catabolic process; extracellular matrix organization; proteolysis. Gene Ontology annotation, molecular function: metalloendopeptidase activity; zinc ion binding. The record is from RefSeq and is a predicted model, not a curated record. The transcript has 10 exons. Gene Ontology annotation, cellular component: extracellular matrix.
CCCUGCCUAGUCCUUAGAGAUAUAAACUGCAAGUGGCAAGAGAAACAGAGCACAUAACGGUUUGAAGGGAUAAGGGCAACAUUAACCUUAGAAUAAAGGCAGAUCCUUUUAAUUGUCGGCAGCUGUUUGUUCUUUAUUCCGUCCAUGCAGAUGAUUUCCUCAGGAUGUGUUUGUUUGGUUCACCUGACCUGCACUGUGCUUGUGUUUAUCUCUCCGGUUCUUUUGGCUCCGAUGCCGGACCAGUACUCCCGGGGUGUGGACUGGUUGAGCAGGUAUGGGUACCUGCCCCCUCCGGACCCCCGCACAGGGCAGCUGCAAACCAAAGAGGGCAUUGAGAAGGCCAUCAAAGAAAUGCAGAGAUUCGCUGGCCUCAAAGACACGGGCAGACUCGACAGUGCCACCCUGAAACUGAUGAGCACACCACGAUGUUCAUUGCCGGACAUUAUAGGGUUCGGGGACUUGCUGAAAAAGCGAAGGAGGAAAAGAAGAUAUGCCACUGUUGGACUCCGCUGGAAAAAGUCUGACCUCACAUGGAGCAUCCAGAAUUACCCAUCUCUCCUUCCAUCCCUUAAACCCAAUGCUGUACACUAUAUAAUGACCCAUGCCUUUAAAGCCUGGAGUGAUGUCACCAACCUCAAGUUUCAACAAGCUGCUUCCCCAAGCGAGCAGAACACAGCCGAUAUUAAGAUCUCUUUCGCCCGCUCGCUCCACGAUGACGGAUAUCCAUUUGAUGGGAAGGGAGGGACACUUGCUCAUGCCUUCUUCCCAGGGGAGUAUGAUCUUGCUGGAGAUACACAUUUUGAUGAUGAGGAGAGCUGGACCUACGCAGAUGACAGCGGCACUGAUAUGUUCUCGGUGGCUGUGCAUGAAUUUGGUCAUGCCCUCGGUCUCUCUCAUUCCUCCUCUUCUCCUUCCAUCAUGCGGCCGUAUUACCAGGGUGCUGUUGGAGCUGAUAUCGCAUCUUACACUCUUCCAGCUGACGAUCGCUAUGCCAUUCAGUCAAUCUACGGAAUGAAGAGAGGCUCACCAACACCAUCACCAAAUAAACCUACACCACACUUACCCAAACCACCAAAUCCACCCCAUCCCAAAGUACCAUUACAACCGGAUCCAACAGCCCAGAAUCGUUGUGAGGGAGGUUUCGAUGCGGUGGCAAACAUCAGAGGAGAUGUUUUCUUUUUUAAAGGUCCAUAUUUCUGGCGAAUCCAGCGGUCUGGAUCUCUCGUGUCCUUUCAGCCUGCUCUCAUAAAAAACUUCUGGAUCGGUCUUCCUCCUGGCACUGACAAGAUAGAUGCAGUUUAUGAAAGAAAGGCGGACAGCAAAAUCGUCUUCUUCAUAGGCUCACAGUACUGGGUAUUUAAAGACACCAUGGCGAUUUCUGGUUAUCCACGUCCGUUGUCAGACUGGGGGCUGAUCUCUCAUGAUGGAAAGGAUGUGAAGAGGGUGGAGGCGGCCUUCACUUGGGCUCAUAAUGGAAAAACCUACAUCUUCAGCGGUGGAGAGUUCUGGAGGUUCAAUGAAGGCUCAGGGACUGAGAACCGUCGUCCAGACGCAGAUUAUCCCAGAGACUCCUCCCUCUGGAAGGGUGUGCCCAUUAACCCUGAUGACAUCAUCACCUGGGGAGAGGGAGAUACCUAUUUCUUCAAGAACAACUCGUACUGGGUGCUGAAGAGCGGAGAGUUGGACCAAGACAGUGUCAGUCUCGGAUCGACCGCAGUUGAUUGGAUGAAGUGUCCAGAGCCAACUCCAACCAAACCUCCAGACAACCCACGGCAAAAAGGAGACUGUUACUGUGGCAUCAACGGAGCCGUACAGAUGAGUGCUUCAUCGUGGUUACUGUCAGCCAUAGUCCUGCUUUAUCCAGGUGUCUUUGUAUAGGCCUCGACUCGCAAUAACUCAUCAGCCUUAUUUUACAUGGACUGUCUCAAAGCACUUAAAGUGAUAUCAAAUAUCCAAAUAUUACUUAAAGGGAUAGUUCACUUUGAAAUUAAUUUUUG